AUGUUCAGCUUGCUCAAAAGGGCCCAUGCGGCCAUCAAGAACUCAAUUAAACGACUGAAGAAAGUGCAACGCGCUUUUGCGGAGCACGACCAUGCGCAAGAGCCUAUUGGCGCCAUCUUCGAGGCGAUCACUGGAAACACAAACAUACACACGGAUGACAACAGGGACGAUGUCUCGUCAACAUGCUUCACGGUCGACGGAUUUGAGGAACAUGCAUUGGCAACGGACGGCGAUGAUGGAUGCACGGAUGCUUCGGCUGAGUACGAGUCUACGUUCCACAUGCGCUUCGGCGCGCGGGUUUUACAACCGAUCCCGGAGAUUGGGGCUGACAACUUCCCCGAACCGGUGCUCUACCUUGAUGGCUGGGACAAUGCAGCAGAUUAUGAAGAUGAGCAUGUUGUUGCAGAGCAGGGAUGCUUUGGAUCACAGAUCGUCGCUGACGAGGUUGCGCAGGACAUCGACAACGGCGAAGAGCUAGAAAUGAUCAGCAGGGUUGAGACGUCCAGCACCCAAUCUGACGAACCUUCUUUCCCGCCUACUCCGCCUUCCCUGUCGUUCAAUACUGUGCCGACGCAGCAGGUUCACAUCGGAGCAGCUUACGCGGCACGCGUUGCGAAAGCCGAUAAGAUGCAACGUGAAAGGGAACCCAAAGUACGACGGCUCGCGAACCCACUAGUUAUCGCGGAGCUUGCUGAAGAGGCUGGAUCGACGGAGCCCAAAACGAUAUGGCACAUCGCCACGGAGCUUGCGGCAGCAGCUGGGGCCACAGAAGCAGAAACUGAGUGCAAACUGGCAUGGCCCGCAUUGAAUGAUAUCCCCGACUAUGUUGACCAGACUAUGGCAUGGGAUAUUUUCCUGGGCGAAAUCUUUUACAAAUUGAGCCCUUCCCAUGAGCUGAAGCCAGGAAUGACACUGGCUGCUAUGAGGGCGUUCAACAAGAGAUAUCCUGAAAGCCGUUUCACCUUGGUGGAAACGUCGGUUGCCGCCCCGAAGGACCGCGAGCGUUCCAAUGUGGUGGAUGGGCAGAAGCGCGAGACGGAGGUGCCUACGGGACAAGCAAGAGGACCCAGCUCUGCCGAAGGAAGCCAGAGGACGAAUGCGUCCACGGAGGAGCAUCGCAAGCCGGUUGGCAAAGACUCUCGUGCGGUGAGGAAGGAGCGUCGUGCACGCGACGAGGAACUCGAGAAGCGGUGGGCCGCAGAGUACUGCAGCAGGAUCUAUCUCCAGGCCUGGAUGCAUCUCGCGGGCAUGACGUUGGUCCUUCGUGAGAUCAAGAAGAAGCAGAGGCAACAUGCUCAUCAAGAAAGAGAGAGCCGUCUAUGCAGAGGUGGAUUAGUGUGA
Molecule: messenger RNA, 1341 nt
Organism: Laetiporus sulphureus 93-53
Lineage: Eukaryota; Fungi; Basidiomycota; Agaricomycetes; Polyporales; Laetiporaceae
Exons: 6
Coding region: 1-1341 (446 amino acids)
Source: RefSeq, a predicted model, not a curated record